CCGGCCAUCACCACCACCAUGCCACACCGUUCGUCCGCUCACCACCCCGCCGCUCGUCGUCUUGUCGCCGUUCACGCCGUGCCGAGCCGCUCAACGCUCACUGCAUGAUGAUUGGACCUGGUGGAAUGAGUUCCAAUGGUUUAGCCCUUAGUAUGGAUACACGGAUAGUAUGUUUUGGGGUCCCGGUGGACCAAGACGUUGAGAUAGUUGAGUACGUUGCACCGGAGAUGGACACGACAUACACGGAGUACGCGACUACCGUUUGGGUUGACGAGGGGCUUCCUAACUUAGUUCCUCAUCGCUUCAAAGCGUGGUAUGUGUGGUUCGGGGAGGAGCGUUGGGGACCUCUCCGGCGCUUUGACGGACUGCCGAGUGCGCCUGGUGCAAUUUCGUGGGAUGCUUCGGGGUCAAAUGUCCCUGACGAUCUCGUUAGUGAUCCAGAGUCAAGCCCGAACUACAACCCCGUAGAGGAGCCAUAGCAUAUCCGAGUAU
Molecule: messenger RNA, 492 nt
Organism: Syzygium oleosum
Lineage: Eukaryota; Viridiplantae; Streptophyta; Magnoliopsida; Myrtales; Myrtaceae
Exons: 2
Coding region: 105-479 (124 amino acids)
Source: RefSeq, a predicted model, not a curated record